Messenger RNA from Psammomys obesus (fat sand rat), 1213 nucleotides. RefSeq names its product RIB43A domain with coiled-coils 2 (gene Ribc2). The transcript is spliced from 7 exons. NCBI's taxonomy places the organism in Eukaryota, Metazoa, Chordata, Mammalia, Rodentia, Muridae. The record is from RefSeq and is a predicted model, not a curated record. Bases 83 to 1213 code for a protein of 376 amino acids.
CUCAAACUUUCGGGGGCGCUGCUUUUCGGCGCUGUAGCUUGAUUAUAUCUGUGGCCUUUUCUUACCGCGUUUGUUGUGAAAGAUGUUGAAUCCCAGCACCAUGGAGGUAGUAACGGAUAAAGACCUGAAUCAAGAAGCCAACCUAACCAAGAGGCGGUACACGGAGCUGAGCAGGCAGGGACGGAUCUUCGACGCCAGGAACAGGAUCAUUGGGGGAGACGCACAUGCCUGGGAUAUUCAAGUUCAUGACCAGAUGAUAAGAAAAGAAACUGAAAAAGCUAGGCAUGAAACCUUUGCUGCUGAAAUGAGGUACAAUGACAAAAUCAUGUGCCUACUCCGGGACCGGGAACAGAGAAACAGGAGGCAACUCUGUAAAGCUCUCAAUGAGUUCCAGAAGCACUCUCAGAAGCCAGAAACUCGCCGUGAAUUUGAUCUGUGUGACCUCGGGUCCCUUAGAUCCCGGAUGUCAGACAGUGGCAAGCAGAAUAACGUAUCAGGAAUGCAGAAGUUCAUGGGAGAGGAUUUAAACAUCCAACAGAGGAAGAGAUUCCAAAUGGAGCAGAACAGAGAAUGGUACCUGCAGCAGCAAAGAGCAUGGGAGAAAGCCCGGGCCAACCACAAACUUGCAGAAGACCUCCACAAUCAGACAAGAUUAAAAUUUGAUGAAGCAGCCCAAGAGUUGCAGAAGUUGGAAUGUGCCACCAAGAAGAAAGUCUGUGCAGCCACGAAAGAGUUCAACAAGCAGCAGGCUAUAGAGAUGGCAGAAAGGAAGAAGAAAGAGAAACAAAAAGAGCAAGAAGACAACCUAGCUGAGAUCAACAACCUGCUCCAUUCGGAACUGCUGUUGGAGGACCAACAGCAGACUCGCUCCGGAUCGCAUGUGGUCCCUUCCCACUGGAAGGGCAUGAGCCGGGAGCAGCUGGAGGAGAUCCGCUACGUACAGAAGCAACAGAUCCAGGAGAAGCUGAGACUUCAGGAGGAAGAGCGUCAGCGCAUCAUGGACUGGGACCGACGCAGGAUCCAGAAGGCUCGCAUCAGCCUGCUGCAAGAGAGGCAGCAGCAGCACUUUGAGCGGGAGAUGCGCAGGGCGCUGGACUGCAGCAACUUCCGCCUGGCCAGGGAGCAGUACUUACAGAAAAAAGAAAUGGAUGCAGCCUCCUCAAGCCAACCCACAGAAGAGUAUUACUCACAGUUUAAUACAGGAGGCCGCUAA